UUUCAGUGUUUUGGAAGCGGACUCAGAUGACUGCGGGAUAUAACACUGUGACAAGACAUUCAAAUAUCUUUUUUGAGGAAUAAAUUUCAUGGAAAAGAGUUGCUUUCCUUUUCUGCAGGAAUAAUAUGAAAUGCAAUUUUAUCCCAGUGCUUUUGGAGAGAAUAAACUGAUGAAAUGGCACGUUCACUGAUUCACAUGAGUCUUGUUGUGGGUAUUUUAGUGAUUUUGUUGCCCAGUCUUCAUACUGGAGAAGCUGAGCCUUAUUUUGAGGACGAGAAGAGGUCUUGUCAAGGUGCUUUCGACUUGUAUUUUGUCCUCGACAAAUCAGGAAGCGUCAAAAGACACUGGAUUGAAAUUUACUCCUUUGUGGAGCAUCUUGCAGAGAAAUUUAUAAGCCCAAUGUUACGGAUGUCCUUCAUUGUCUUCUCAACUCACGGAACAACGGUUAUGAAACUCACAGAGAACAGAAAUGAAAUUACCAGAGGCUUAAAUAUUUUGAAGAGAGAAAUACCAGGAGGUGAUACAAAUAUGAAUCUUGGAUUGAAACAGGCAAAUGAGCAGAUAUAUCAUGGAAAUUAUGGGACAGCCAGUGUGAUCAUAGCACUGACGGAUGGGGAGCUAAACGACAAUCAGUUUGUCACAGCACAACAAGAGGCGCAGAGAGCUCGGUCUUUGGGAGCCAUCGUAUACUGUGUGGGUGUAAAAGACUUCAAUCAAACACAGCUGGCCACAAUUGCAGACACCAUAGAGAAUGUGUUCCCUGUAAUUGGCGGAUUCCAGGCCCUUGAAGGAAUGAUAGACUCCAUCAUCAAGAAAUCCUGCAUUGAGAUUUUAGCAGCUGAGCCGUCCAGUAUAUGUGCUGGUGAUUCUUUCCAAGUGGUUGUGAGGGGAAAUGGAUUUUUGCAUGCCAGAAACAUCAAUCAGGUUCUGUGCAGCUUCAGAGUGAAUGACACAGCUAUACUGAAUGAAAGACCUGUCAGUGUUGAAGAUACGCUCCUUCUUUGCCCCGCACCAAUCAUAAAUGAGGCUGGAAAGGUGAUAUUUCUGCAGGUUAGCAUGAAUGAGGGUUUGUCCUAUAUCACAAGCUCAGUGCACAUCACCACUACUGAAUGUUAUGAUGGGACCAUCCUGCUCAUCUCUUUACUGGCUGUUUUCCUGUUGCUGGGACUGGUGCUGAUGUGGUGGUUCUGGCCUCUGUGCUGUACAGUGGUCAUCAAGGAAGUGCCUCCACCCCCCCCCUGAGCCUUUGUGUGUGCUCAACAGGAGUCCGAUGAUGAAGAUGGUAUGCCCAAAAAGAAAUGGCCUACAGUAGAUGCAUCCUACUAUGGAGGAAGAGGAGUCGGUGGAAUCAAAAGAAUGGAGGUGCGUUGGGGGAACAAGGGCUCCACGGAGGAAGGAGCUAAACUGGAGAAGCCAAAGAAUGCUGUAGUGAAAAUGCCUGAAGACGAAUAUGAGCCUUAUGAACCCAAACUCAGAAAUCCUUAUGGGCGCAGACCUGCCCAUCACAGAAAAUGGUACAGUCCUAUUCAGGGGAAACUGGAUGCUUUGUGGGCCCUUUUCCGUCGAGGAUACGACCAAGUGUCACUCAUGAGACCUCAGCCCGGAGAUCAGGGGCGAUGCAUCAACUUUACCCGGGUGAAAGCAGAGCAGCCAAGGUCACCGCCACGCAGCAACUGUCCACUUCCUCCUCCACCGCCCCCUCCAGACCAUCAACCACUCAUGCGACCUCCGCCAGGAAGACCACCAUCCCGGGGACCCUCCAUCAACCGCUCACCCCCAGGACCUCCACCAGCCCGGGCACCCUCAGGCCCCCGCGGACCCCCUCCUUCACGACCCCCUCCCUGCCCUGGGAACAAGCAUUGAGAACAAUGGAGGGCCUUCACAGCUACCCUAAAACCUCUGCCUUUAAUUCAGAUUUGUGAUAUUUGCCAAAGCCACUGGUUUCCCACAGUUUCAGAUUGAUGAGUUUGUUUAUUUGGAGUGAAUGAAAUGUGAUUUGUUCUUAUUAUAAACACAGGCACUGAAAGAGGGACUGCAGUAAUGCAUGAAAUUUUUACACGUGCAAAUGAAUAGUUUUUAAGGCACUUAAGAGCUUUGAAUGUUGACUUUGGGUAUUUGUAUAUCAAAUUUUGCAUGACGUUAAUGUGUCGGUAGGUUAGAGCUAAAGUAAGUAUGGUAUACAUUAUGCCCUGUUUUAAUUUGUAUCAUAAUAUUAAUUGGUCACAUCUUAAAAAGGAAAAUCAGAUGUGUUGUGACUGCAGGGCAGUACAAACCACUAAUUUAUUAAGCCUUGGGUUCCUGGUAGGCGCUUGAAUAUAAAAUGACAGGGUGUCUACCACUGGUACAGGACACUCAGCAUGAUAUUUUAUUUAAUAUAUUUUGUGUUUUGCUUUAUGGAUCAUGGUAAUUAAUAGUAGCAGGAAAAUAUUAAUGUUAUGUUAACGGGUUGGACUCUAGGUGUUCUUUUGCCUUGACAAAAAUCCAAUUGUCUUAUUUUUGUUUUAUAUAAUUUCUCUCUCUCUCUCUCUCUCUCUCUCUAUCGAUAUGAGAAUGAGAACAACAUUAUCCCCAUUAAAUGUAUAAAAGCAAGGAAUAAUAAUAAAGUAUUCAGUUCUAAAACAGUUUGAACUGGA
Molecule: messenger RNA, 2633 nt
Organism: Onychostoma macrolepis
Lineage: Eukaryota; Metazoa; Chordata; Actinopteri; Cypriniformes; Cyprinidae
Gene: antxr1d
Product: ANTXR cell adhesion molecule 1d
Exons: 18
Cellular component (GO): membrane
Molecular function (GO): signaling receptor activity
Source: RefSeq, a predicted model, not a curated record